Messenger RNA from Akanthomyces muscarius, 288 nucleotides. RefSeq lists its product as uncharacterized. The record is from RefSeq and is a predicted model, not a curated record. Bases 1 to 288 code for a protein of 95 amino acids. The transcript is spliced from 2 exons. Lineage: Eukaryota; Fungi; Ascomycota; Sordariomycetes; Hypocreales; Cordycipitaceae.
AUGACGGUUUGCCCCAAGUCUAGCGCCGCAGCAGAUUCGGGAUUCUGGUUCGGGACGCCCCUGUUCAGUCCAGACGGAUUUGCUAGCAGAUGGGAAAUUGGCGAUGCUUCCGGGGGCGUGUUGGCCAGUGACAGGGUUGGAGAGCCGAAGCAUUAUCGUGCCCAGGCGGGAAAGCCUUUACGCUGUGCUGAGAGGGAGACAAAAUCUGACGUGCGGGAUCGGCCAUCCAAGCCAAAUGCUCAACAGGUCAUGUUGGCUUUACGUGUUGAAUUUACGUCUCUUCCUUAA